Messenger RNA from Haliotis rufescens (red abalone), 3036 nucleotides. Its product is annotated as multiple epidermal growth factor-like domains protein 10. Bases 1 to 1647 code for a protein of 548 amino acids. Lineage: Eukaryota; Metazoa; Mollusca; Gastropoda; Lepetellida; Haliotidae. Gene Ontology annotation, molecular function: scavenger receptor activity. The transcript has 3 exons. The record is from RefSeq and is a predicted model, not a curated record.
AUGUGUACAGGAAAUAACUGUACAUGUCAAGAAGGAUUUCGAGGUGCGUUGUGUACAGAGACGUGUGCGAACUGUCAGAGAUGUAAUGGAGACAGUUGUACAUGCAAGGCUGGAUUCCAUGGAGAUGGCUGCACCGCCCCCUGUCCCCUGCACUGCCUCUAUGAAGUAUGUGGUCUGGAGGGAGGGUGUACACGGGGUUGUGAAGUAGGGUGGUAUGGACGUUUGUGUGAAAAACAGUGCAAUAACUGUGUCAGAGAAGCAUGCUCAUUCAACAGGGUAUGUACAUCCGGGUGCAAUAGCGGAUGGUCUGGUGACAAGUGUGACGAAGCCUGCAAUGUCAGCUGUGAGGACGAACUGUGUUAUCGUAACGGAACCUGUAAAAGAUGCAAACCCGGUUUCCAUGGAGACAAAUGUUAUAGCCCCUGCAGCAGUCACUGUAGUAACCAGAGAUGUGACAGGAGUGGAACUUGUGAAUCUUGCAGAGUUGGAAACUUUGGGGAAAUGUGUGAGCGACAUUGUCGUUCCAACUGUAUGAACCAUGCCUGUGAAAAAAUGUCAGGAAGUUGUAUUCAAGGCUGUACCACAGGCUGGUACGGAGAUACGUGUCAUCUGGAAUGUUCCGACCAAUGUGCCUCAGAGUCCUGCCACAGAGAGACUGGUUCCUGUAAGUCUUGUAUGCAUGGAUUCAAAGGCUCCCACUGCAACGCUUCGUGUCCACAGUUCUGUACUAAAUGUGAACAAUAUGUUGAAAAAUGUCUCUCUUGUCAACAGCAACAUUUCGGCAAGAUGUGUGACAAACUUUGUUCAUCCGGAUGUAAUGGAGGCACAUGUCACCACCAAACUGGAAUAUGUUCACAAGGAUGUAUUGGAACUUCCUAUGGCCUUUACUGUAACAAUUCGUGCAGUGAUCACUGUGUCAAUAGAAACUGUCAUACAGUUAACACUGAUGUAGAUACGCCCCAAUGCACUGAGGUGUGUGAAGACGGAUGGUGGGGUGACUACUGUCACAACACGUGUCUACAGCACUGUGUGAGAUGUGACAGACAUCAUGACCAAUGUCUGGAGUGUGUAGCAAACAGAUACGGCGAGUCCUGUAACUUGACCUGUAACACUGCCUGCCUGAAGUCGCAGUGUAACAUGACAGGAGUCUGUAUAAACGGGUGUGAGGACGGGUUUUAUGGAAGCAGGUGUUCUGGAACAUGUCCCAUGGUGUGCAACACAUGUCUAUAUGAUGGUGCCUGCCUUACUUGUCCUGAUGGCUGGACGGGAGAACACUGCAAUGAACAAAGUUCACAUCGUCGCCAGAUAUGGAUCCUUUCUGCUGCGGUUGUUGUUUUGGUCUCUCUUGUUAUCAUCAUGGCCGUGCUCUUCCUUAAGCGGUACGCAGUGAACGGUUCGGGUGGGAUAUACAUGUCACCUGUACAAAACGAUCUGGAAUCAAGAUCCGAUGACAUCUCGCUGGAAGAGCUUGGUGGGUCACGUGACAGUGAUUACCGACAUUAUGAAAUGAUUCAAUCAUCGGCUGGUACAGAUGAAGAUGACGAUUCGCCUGAUGUAGUUGAAGCUGCAGAUCAGAGACGCUAUGAGACGCUGGGGCCAUCCGAUGACGCCACACGGUACACACAUCUGGUGUCAUUUGUUGAUUAGAUUCAGGCUUGAUUGAAAUACAUUCUGUAUGUGUAUAUGCUGUAUGUAUAGCUUUGCACUUUAAAACUUUAAAAAGUAAUUGGUUGCUUGGAUGUGUCGUGUAGUGCAUUAUGAUUACAAGAUUUCUCUUUUUAGCGAGCAGAUUAUGUUUGUGCAAAGUGUGACACACUCAGCAUUUAGAAAUAUGCUUAUUUGUUUGUUUCGUUACUUGGCGUGUGUGCAGUUAUCUCCCUUACACUGCACUUGCUUAAACUGGAACUUCCGGUUUCAAUCAAAUAUCCUCCUGGUUUCAGUGUGGCUGGUUUUGGGAUUUCGACUUCCUUUUCUGUUUGCUCUCUCUUGUAUCAUAUACCCUGUGAUAUAUCACUGAACUAUUCAGAAAAUAUAUUUACCCUUCUUUAUAACUAUUCACAAUUCUACAUGCUGUGAACCUGUACACAAGACGUUAUUCUGUACAAAAUGACACUGGCUUGUCCAAACACGAGGCGCUGUAUAAUCCUUAGUUUUUUGUCAGCACUCUGUUUAAUCUAUUAAUGUAGUGUCACAUACUGUCAAUUGUUUCAGUAAAUGUAUUGUAACCUGUUACUCACAUGUUAAUAAUUGUGUAUUAAUAUUUAUGUUGUCCAAUGACAUCCAUGUUGUUGUCCAGGAAAUCCGAAUAAUGUGUAAUCUUUUAUUUCUGAGUCACCCUGAAUCAGGCCUCAGUAUGAGUGAGUGAGUGAGUUGGGUUUAACGCUGCUUUGAACAGUAUUCCAGUUAUAUCACCGCGUGUCAGCUUUGACGUUUACCACUUUGGUGAAACCCCAAGCACGGUAUGGUGCUGACAAACCCGGACACGGGACGAGCCCAGAUUCGAACCAGAUUAUGGCGUGCCCAAGGGACGCAACUCUGCACAGCAUGUAGGAGCCAGUGUAGACUUCCGACCUACGCCUGACAUUAUGCCAUUAUGAUUCAGACAUCCAACAGCGUUCUCCUCUUAGUUCUUGUACAGUUAUCUCCCUUACACUGCGCCUCCAAACAGAUAUAGAAUUUUGGUUGUCAAAUGAAUUAUCCUUCAUUUUUGUUAUAUUAUGUGGAUUUCAUCAUGGCUGUUUGUAUAGUAUCAAUAUCGUUUUCUUCGGGCUUCCCUUCAAUCGAAUUCUUUUUCAUGAAAUGCUCUGAGGCCACAAAUAUUUUAGUAACUUCGAUGUACCCAUCAUGUUGUUCAAAAAUCCAAAUGUUUCAUGCGCUGUUAACGCUCUUCUAUGCAAAAUGACACCGGUUACCCAAACACCCAUGUUCAAUCCCCAUGUUAUUGUUUAUUGUCGGACUUGGGUAUAUCUGUACAUUGACCUCUGUACUGUGUAUAUAUGCGCAGCUUAUGUAAAUAAAAUGUCCGUGAAGUCCCCA